Messenger RNA from Helianthus annuus (common sunflower), 390 nucleotides. Its product is annotated as transcription factor bHLH101-like. NCBI's taxonomy places the organism in Eukaryota, Viridiplantae, Streptophyta, Magnoliopsida, Asterales, Asteraceae. The transcript has 2 exons. Gene Ontology annotation, molecular function: protein dimerization activity. The coding region runs from base 1 to 390 and encodes 129 amino acids. The record is from RefSeq and is a predicted model, not a curated record.
AUGCUAGCACUAUACCCUUCAUUGUUUCCAACAACCCAUGGAUGGGCUUUGGAGUAUCUUUUCAACCAAAAUCUUCCACAUGGCUGCAAUGAAUCAAACUCAUAUAAUCCACCUUUUAAUUUUCAUACAAUUGAUCAAAUCAAGCUUGAUUUAGCACCAGAAUAUUUCAUUUCUUUGGGCGAAACCACAAAUGUCGGUACUGGAGACAAGAUGAUGGUGGCAAAAAAGCUCAAUCAUAACACAACUGAAAGAGAUCGCCGUAAGAGGGUUAAUGAGUUGUAUUCAUUGCUUCGUUCAUUGCUACCUGUUUCGAGUGAUCAAAAGGUGCUAGGGGAUCAUAAAAUCGAGGCCGAAAAGCUAAAGGACACGCUCAAUGCUUUCUACCAAUGA